Molecule: messenger RNA, 1788 nt
Organism: Macrosiphum euphorbiae (potato aphid)
Lineage: Eukaryota; Metazoa; Arthropoda; Insecta; Hemiptera; Aphididae
Source: the annotation of a GenBank genome assembly
AUGAAAAUCAUUUGCGCCAUAUUCGCCGCGGUCAUUGUCGGUCAGUUGGCCAUGCCGUACGCUUCCGUGUACGGAAGUGCCGACGCCAAACGACUUUACGACGAUCUGCUGAGCAACUACAACAGACUCAUCAGACCCGUAGGCAACAACUCUGACCGGUUGACGGUCAAAAUGGGUCUGAAACUGUCGCAAAUCAUCGAAGUGAAUUUAAGAAAUCAAAUUAUGACGACGAACGUAUGGGUCGAACAGGAAUGGAAUGACUACAAACUGAAAUGGAAUCCCGAAGAUUACGGAGGAGUAGAUACUCUACACGUACCAUCCGAGCACAUUUGGUUGCCAGACAUAGUCUUGUACAAUAACGCCGAUGGCAAUUACGAGGUGACGAUUAUGACGAAAGCGAUACUGCACUACACGGGAAAAGUCGUGUGGAAACCGCCGGCCAUCUACAAAUCCUUCUGCGAGAUAAACGUCGAGUACUUCCCGUUCGAUGAGCAGACGUGUUCCAUGAAGUUUGGAUCUUGGACUUACGACGGAUACAUGAUGGACUUGCGGCACAUCUCCCAGGCGCCCGACUCGGACGUGAUCGAAGUGGGCAUCGACCUGCAGGACUACUACCUGUCGGUGGAGUGGGACAUCAUGGGCGUGCCGGCAGUGAGGCACGAAAAGUUUUACGUGUGCUGCGAGGAACCGUACCUGGACAUAUUUUUCAACAUCACCCUUAGGAGGAAGACGCUUUUCUACACGGUGAACCUGAUCAUACCGUGCGUGGGCAUAUCGUUCCUGUCCGUGCUGGUGUUCUACCUGCCGUCCGAGUCCGGCGAGAAGGUGUCGCUUUGCAUAUCGAUACUGCUCUCCCUCACCGUGUUCUUCCUGCUGCUGGUCGAGAUCAUACCGCCCACGUCGCUCACCGUCCCGUUGCUGGGCAAAUACCUGCUGUUUACCAUGGUCCUGGUCACGUUGUCCGUGUUCGUCACCGUGGCCGUCCUCAACGUCAACUUCAGGUCACCGGUAACGCACAAGAUGAGACCGUGGGUGGUGAAGCUGUUCAUCCAGAUCCUGCCCAAGGUGCUGUUCAUCGAGCGACCCAAGAAGGGAGACUCGAUCGACGAGGACGACGACGACGAUGACGAGAAGAACGGUGAAAUCCUGUCGGGCGUGUUCGACGUGCCGUCCGAGAUCGACAAGUACUUGGGCUACAACCGUGGUUACAGUUUCGAUUACGGCGUACCGCCACCGCUUCCGUCGUCCAGGUACGCCUGCGCCAGGGCCGCGUGCCCCGGGGGGGUGAGCGGAGUCGCGGGCGUGAGCGCCGGUGCUGGCGCCGUGACCGGGUCCAACGACACGGUGGUGAACAUGGCGUCGGACGAGGACGAGGACGCGAUCGAGCUCGACGCCGAGGACGAGUACGACGACAUGUUCAGCCCGACGACCACGACGGACGACGGUCUGGCCAGCCCGACGUUCGAGAGCCAUCACCACCAUCACCAGCACCAGCACGGGUGUCCGGUGGACCAGCAGCCCAGGCACGACCCGGCCAUGCAGACUAUCCAGGACGCAAAGUUCAUUGCUCAACACGUCAAGAACCAAGACAAGUUUGACGAGAUCAUCGAAGACUGGCAAUACGUGGCCAUGGUCUUGGACAGGCUGUUCCUGUGGAUAUUCACGUGCGCCUGUCUCAUCGGCACAGCCCUCAUCAUUUUCCAAGCGCCGGCCCUGUACGACAAGACAAAGCCCAUCGACGUUGUUUACUCGAAAAUCGCUAAAAAGAAACUGCAAGCCAUUUUAUGA